Messenger RNA from Silurus meridionalis, 4293 nucleotides. It is a transcript of the gene gja10b, whose product is annotated as gap junction protein alpha 10 b. The record is from RefSeq and is a predicted model, not a curated record. Bases 133 to 1557 code for a protein of 474 amino acids. Gene Ontology annotation, cellular component: connexin complex. The transcript is spliced from 3 exons. Gene Ontology annotation, biological process: cell communication. Lineage: Eukaryota; Metazoa; Chordata; Actinopteri; Siluriformes; Siluridae.
GCAGUAGGUCCGGGAUUCAUUUACUGAAGCUAUGCCCAGAGAGAGAAGUGCACCUGCUUUAGUGAAGAAGUAGCUAGCGUUUCUCUCGUUCGUCAUUAAAACCAUCCAACGCGUGCUAUGUGAAACCAAAAAAUGGGUGAUUGGAACCUUUUGGGAAGCAUCUUGGAAGAAGUUCACAUCCAUUCCACCAUUGUUGGCAAAAUCUGGCUGACCAUCCUCUUCAUCUUUCGCAUGCUGGUCCUUGGAGUCGCCGCUGAGGAUGUCUGGGAUGAUGAGCAAAGUGAGUUUGUGUGCAACACCGAGCAGCCGGGGUGCAAGAACGUCUGCUACGACCAAGCUUUUCCCAUUUCCCUCAUCAGGUACUGGGUCCUGCAGAUCAUCUUUGUAUCUUCGCCUUCCCUGGUGUACAUGGGUCACGCGCUGUACCGGCUGCGUGCUCUGGAGAAGCAGAGGCACAAAAAGAAAGCCCAGCUCAAAGUCGAGCUGGAGGGGAUGGAGGGCAUCUUGGAUGAGCACAAAAGAAUUGAGAAGGAGCUGAGGAAACUGGAGGAACAGAAGAGGGUUAGGAAGGCUCCUCUGCGAGGUUCCCUAAUGCGUACGUAUGUGUUUCAUAUUUUAACGAGGUCAGUCAUGGAAGUGGGCUUUAUACUGGGUCAGUAUGCCCUUUACGGCAUUGGACUGGCCCCACUAUACAAGUGUGAGAGAGAUCCCUGCCCCAACGUCGUGGAUUGUUUUGUCUCCAGGCCAACAGAGAAAAAUAUUUUCAUGAUCUUCAUGCUGGGCAUCGCUGGGGUUUCACUCUCCCUGAACAUCUUGGAGAUCUUUCACCUGGGAUUGAAAAAGAUCAAGCAGAGCAUAUAUGGCAAUAUACACAGUGGAGAUGAAGAAAGUCUUUGCAGGUCAAAGAAAAGCUCCAUGGUGCAGCAAGCAUGUGUCCUUACAGACUGCCUGCCACAGAAAUUCGCACACAUGACCCAAACAUCCUAUGCAAUAGUGAACGAUGGGCAGGUGGAAACUUUGCCCCACAUGCCCACCACUGAGGCACCAACCAGUGAUGGUACCGGAACAGAGCAGCCCAAGCCGCCACGUAUCCUGAGCCAGCCCGAGAUUCAAGCCAUUCGUCAAUUAGGGGCAGCCCUGGACACCCGGGUCCACUCUUCGAGCAGUGACGAUUGUGGACCCAAAUCGUCCGGCCCUCUGAAGGGUGUUGGUCAGCUCCCUCGAGCAUCUCUCCGCGCCAGCAACAUCGAGAUCCCAGCUUCCCUUCAGAACUCUGCACGCAAGCAAAGUCGGGUGAGUGCAUGCAAGGACGUGAGCGAAGAGAGCGAUUCGCCCGAACACUACCCCACAGGUAGGAAAUCUAGCUUCAUGUCCCGGGGGCUUUCUGAAAGCAGACUGGCCAUUCCGCUAGACAGCCCAAUGUCCAAAAGCGAUUCAGAGUCAGAUUCCAAGCGGCGGGCUCAAAGCGAAAGUCCUGCCGUGACCCCUCCGCCUGCCAGUGGGCGCCGCAUGUCCAUGAGCAUGAUCCUGGAACUGUCUUCAAUCAUGAAAAAAUGAACUCAAACAAAACCACGGACAUCACUUUUUUUUUUGCUUUGGUGACCACAUACCACACAAUUACUGGAAUAUUUAUUUGGAUUUUGUUCUACGUAAACAGUUUAUCCUUUUGUAUAUAUCUCUGCUUAUAUAACUAUACCUCAAUCCUUAUACACACAUUUUUUUUUUCACAAAAUAGUUCGAGCCAUGGCGCAUGAAGCUUUGAGGUUAAGUUGAAUAAAAAGGGUUUUUUCUUUUCUUUCUUUUUUUUUUAACAAUAAAAUCUGGUCUUUGUUCACUGGGGUUGUAUUUGUGCUCUAAACUGGAUGUUUGGUCAAAAGUCUUUUUUGAGACACAGCAUGUCUUUUUGGUUUUCCAUGCAACAGACUAGGCGAGUGAAAAAUGUACUGUGGAGUCCAAAUGGGACAUUUUUGUCUCUACUAGAAGAACUUGUGUAAGACGUAGAACAGAAGAGAAGAUGUGAUCAGACUUCCUCACCCCCACAGUCAAACAUGGAGGUGAAAGAUGGAUGGUUUGGGGUUGUUUUGGAGCAGGGAAAAAUGGCUACCAUUCCAAACCUCCAACACCAUGCAAUUACUUCUGGACUGAUUAGAUCCGACUUCAUCGUACAAGACGGUAAGCCGAAGCGACGAAUACGUUCAAACAGUCGAUUUGAGUGAAAUCUCUCAUGGAAAUCUCAUCUAAAUCCUAUUUAGCUGCUCUGGGAUGAACUGGAUCAGGAAGAAAUCUCCAACAAUGAAGAGCAGCUUCGACGAGUUUUCCAGGAGGCACGGAAAAGUAUUUUAGCUGAAUAUUUGAAGAAAUUUACUGUUCGAGAAAUUACGUUGGAAUACACAGAUAUUACUGGGGUGAGGACUCUAGGAAUUUGAUUCAAGACUUUUUUCUGGCAAUUCAGUUUAGUAGCACCAGUAACGUCCCUAUAACUCGUACAGGUGUAACUGUAGACACGGAGGUCACGUCUGUGCAGGUUUUAUUCCUCUUAUACCACAGCGAUGUUUUUCAACCUGUACAGUACCAGUAAUGUAUGAAAUGACUAAUAAUUAUUUCAAAAAGAAUUAUACUUACAUACACUAUAUAGCAAAAGUAUUGGGACACCCAACUGUUGCUGGUGUAUGUGCUUCUCCAAACUGUUGGCAAAAACCUCUCGAAAACUUCUCAACACACAACUGUAUCAGGUUUGCGACUUUCUUAAUAGGCUCCAUAUAUAAAUUAAAUAUAUAAAGAGAGAGAGAGAGAGAGAGAGAGAGAGAGUGCAACAAUUAUUAAAAAUAAAUGAAUAAAUACAAAUUUUGCUUGUAUUUCCUUAAUAGGCGUUAUAUGGAGCAACAAAUAAAAAAAAAUUAGCUUGUUUUUGGAAAAAUAUGGAGCAACAAUUAUUUUUAUAAAAAUUAUUCGAUUGUUAUUCCUUAAUAGGUUAAAUUUUAUAGAAAAAAUAUAAUUUUUGCUUGUAUUUCCCUAAUAGGCUUUAUAUAGAGCAACAAUUAUUAUUAAUAAUAAUAAUAAUAAUAAUAAUAAUAAUGAGAGCAUGGAAUUUCCUCUUUAUAGAAGAAAGAGAACGCAUUCUAUGAGAUAACUGAAAGGGUGCCAUUAAUUGUGGCACACAUAAUAAGUCCAUUGUAUAGUUUGAUAGCCAUAAAGGAAGAAUAUUUCUGUCUAUCUUUUAAAAAAGAUGAUAAAUAAGGUUAAAGUAAAAUCUCCACAGCCUUCUUUGCUCCUACAGUAUAUGGCCAUAAGUUUGUGGACACCUGAUUGUCGGAUCGUGCUUCUUUUUGAACAUCGCAUUCCACGUUAAGUCCCUGUUCUGAGCUGAAAAAGUGUGUCCCAAUACUUUUGUCCAUAUACUGUAGCGGUGCAGGAAAAACCCCAGAAAAAAAAAGGUACUACAUGAUAAGUUUCUUUAUUUCAUAAACAGAAAUGGUGUCCUGACAAAAAAAUCUGUCAUUUUUUUAUUUAUGUUUUUAAUAUAUAUAUAUAUAACACUAGCAAUUGAAAUGCAUGAAAAUGGAGUUCUGCACAAUACCUUUAUUUACAACGAUUAAGUCAUUAAAAUUCAUUAGGUUCAUGGAGCAUUUAGAAAUGGAACAAAAACAAAACAAAAAAAAAAGGUAAAAAUUCUAGUACAGAUAUCCCAAAAAAUUUGACAAAUAUUAACACAAAAAAUAGAAAAAUAACAAAACAAAACAGGAGAGUGGGGAGAGAGCAAGCAAGGGGGAUAUAGGAAGGGUUUGAAAAAAACAAAACAAAACAAAAAAACAAGAACAGAUAUUACAUGAAAAACAAAAAAACGAAUGCACCGUAAUAUCGACAAUAAUCUGUGUAAAAAGCAUGUAGAAAAACACCUGAUGUGGUUUGCUGAUACAGUCGUCGACCAGUUAUGAGAGGUAUGAAGGAUUUCACAGGUAGAUAAGAGAGAGAAAAAGAGAGAGAGAGAGAGAGACAGAUAAAGAGAGUGUGACAGAGAGAGAGAGAGAGAGAGAGAGAGAAUCCGCUCUGCUAGUCGAGAGAUGGAGGGAGGAGGAAGGAGAGGGGGGUCCGGAGACCCCUGCAUACACACGUUUUCACGUCAAGGUGAACUAUGGCCUCUGCAAGUUCUAAGGCAAAAAAGUCGGAGGUGCACUUCUAUUCUUCUUACUCUGAAACGUCCCCUUUGGGUGAAGAAUUAUUUUUUUUUUUUGACAAACCGGAAGAAAGACGCAUAGUUAUCAAAGGACAUUCUUUUUUUUUUUUUUUUUUUUU